This is a messenger RNA of Ctenocephalides felis (cat flea), 2038 nucleotides long. Its product is annotated as tyrosine-protein phosphatase non-receptor type 1-like. NCBI's taxonomy places the organism in Eukaryota, Metazoa, Arthropoda, Insecta, Siphonaptera, Pulicidae. The transcript has 8 exons. Gene Ontology annotation, biological process: protein dephosphorylation. The record is from RefSeq and is a predicted model, not a curated record. Gene Ontology annotation, molecular function: protein tyrosine phosphatase activity. Bases 153 to 1832 code for a protein of 559 amino acids.
AGGUAGAAUUUUGUAAAUUAAUCAUUUUGUUAUAUAUUUUAUACGUAGUUUCUUAAAAUAUAAUAUUUUUAUAAUGCGUGUACUCAAUUAAUCAUUCAAGAACUUUAUUCGUUCGAUUGAUAUAAGUGCAAAAGUGAUAAUAUAAUAUUAAAAUGUCUGAGAUUAAUAUCGAGCAGGAAUAUCAUGAAAUAAAUAAUAAACGUGCUUGGCUGUCCGUCUAUCAGGCGUUGGGAGAAUCUGCUCUCAGAAAUAGAUAUAGGGAUGUAAAUCCUUAUGACCAUUCAAGAGUCAUACUAAAUAGAGGGGACACAGAUUAUAUAAAUGCUAAUAUAGUGAAGCAUGAUGGUGCUAAACGUAGUUAUAUUCUUACACAAGGACCCCUACCAAAUACAGUUGGUCAUUUUUGGCUUAUGGUUUGGGAACAAAAUACCAAAGCAAUCAUUAUGUUAAAUAAAAUAGUUGAAAAAAAUGUUGCAAAGUGCCAUAUGUACUGGCCAAGUAAAACUGGACCUGAAAACGCUUUAACAAUGGAUGAUGUUAACUUGAAAUUGGAAUAUGUUCAGCAGGAAGAUUGCACAUACUAUACAAAGAGAAUAUUUAAAUUAACCGAUCUAGAAAGUGAUAUAUCUCGCAACAUUUUACACUUUCAUUAUACCACUUGGCCAGAUUUUGGAGUCCCUAGUUCUCCAAAGGCAUUUUUAGAGUUUUUAAAAAGUGUAAGAGAGUCAGGGGCCCUUGAUGAUCCUGCUUGUCCUCCAGUAAUUCACUGUAGUGCAGGCAUUGGCAGGUCAGGGACAUUCUGUCUAGUGGAUGUGUGCCUGGUUCUGAUUGAGCAAAAUGAUAACAGCACCGACUUAAAUGUUCAAGAGAUUUUGCUGGGCUUACGACAUUACAGAACUGGACUCAUUCAGACAGCUGAUCAACUUAGAUUUUCAUAUGAAGCGAUAAUCGAUGCAGUAAGGAAAUUGCGCGGCGAGGAUCCGAACUCUGAUUACGAAGAAGUCCCUGCUGCAUCAGAUUACCCAUCGAACGAUCGCAAAAAAGCGUCGUCCGAGUCUGACGGCAGCAGCAGCAGCGAUGACGAGCAGCCCCCUCCUCUGCCCCCGCCCCGAGGGGAGAGUCUCCAUCAGCAGCAGCUCAACGGACAGCGGUCCCUCAGCCAGCUUUCUGCUCGAGAAAUUGCAGAAAGAUUUAUAACAGAAGCUUUCUCUGACCAACUCAAAGACGCCUCCGAAUACCUGAUAAACUUUGAGGGCAAAGGUUCACCAGGCGAUAAGUUUUCAGGAAAACCAUUGCCCGCUAUACCUAUCAGUGAAAGCAUGGAUGAGUUGAUGAUCGAUUCUAAAUAUUUUGCUAAAGACAACCCCAAUGAAGAAAACUGCCCUAUUGGAAAACCUCUACCGCUUCCGCCUAGACUCUCACCAACUGAUGAUGAAGAAUACAUAAUAAUGAAUGGACAACCUAUUAUUUCUAAAAUUGAAUUGAAUGAAUCUGAAAAAGAUGUUAUAGCUAUGAAUAAUUGCAAUAAGAUAAUCACAGAAGAUACUUCUGAUAAGUUGAUUGAAGCUAUGGAUGAUGUGAGCGACAUUGUGAAAUUAGAUAAAAGUCCAUUAUGCAGUCCUGAUAGUGAAACAGAUAAAUCAUCCCUGAGACGUCGGGUUCGUCUUGAGAGACAAACCGUGCUGGCGGAAAAGGUUCGCGACAUGAAGCGCAAGCAGCAGGAGUCUGAGCGCAGGGCUAACAGCAAAAGGUUUUUUUUGCCUAUAGGCUUAGGACUCGGCGGUUUGUGUUUACUAGGCGGUGCUUUAUAUUAUUAUUUUAGGACUGUUUAAUUAUUCUUAACAUUUAUAUAAUCGUUCAUAUUUUGACGAUAUUUAUUUCUGGAUGAGAUCACUAUCUCACAUAUAUACAUAUAUUUACAUAAUAGUUACAAGGAUGUCUAUGUUUAACAGUUUAAUCACUUAUUUAAUCGCACCGAUCACGCUAUGAAAUUUCUUUAAAUUUUAUUGAUAUGUUUUAUAAAAUAAAGAUUUAUAGA